AUGACUCACCUGUCCUUCUCUCUAGCACCAGCUUCACUGGUCCGACUGCAUGAAGCUCUAACAUGCCUGGUCAAAUUCAACGAGAGCGUUGCCCUCGAGGCCGAAUAUGACUUGCUUCGUUUAAGCGUUCUCAACUCUACCAAAACAGCGUAUUCAGCAUUCGUGCUCGAAGCGGACAGUUUCUUCGAGAACUACUCGUUCAGUCCAAACAGAGACAUCUCGUCUGCAUCCAGCAGUAAUAGACGCCCAGAUAGGUUUUGUUGUCAGAUAUAUCUCAAGGCACUCCUCUCAGUCUUCAAAGGAAGGACUAGCGAAAAGGACAAAGACACGGCCGUUGAGCGAUGCGAGGUCGAGAUACGCGAAGACGCGCAGCAGACGGAAUGCAGGCUCGUUAUUCGAAUGAUUUGUGGACUUGGCGUUAUCAAAUCGUACAAGCUUACUUAUGAACCUAUCCAUGUCCAACAUGCGAUCUUUGACAGAUCAAGAACAGCAAAUAAAUGGACUAUCGAGCCUAAGUUUCUGAGAGAGAUCGCGGACCAUUUCAGUCCGUCGGCAGAGCAAUUAGACAUCCACCCCGAGGGAGAUAAGGCCAUCUUUACAAGUUUCACCACGAAGAUUGCAGAGGGCAAAGAAAUCCUCAAACAACCCGUCCACACCUCCGUCGCCAUCGACAAAAAGGACUUCGAAGAUUUCCUCGCAGAAGAAAACCUCCACAUCGCCAUCAGCAUCAAAGACUUCAAAGCAGCCAUCACCCACGCCGAAACCACAAACGCACUCCUCACAGCCCGCUACACACGUCCAUGCCGCCCCCUGCAACUAGCCUACGAGUUCGAAGGCGUCAAAACGGAGUUCACGCUGAUGACGAGAGGCGAGGCAAGCGGUGAUGACGACAUUCCGAAUUCUUCGCGAAGUACUGCUCGUCAAUCAUUAGCAAGACAGUCGCAACCAACGGCACAGGUUAAUGCGAAUCGACCUGGCAGUCGGGCCCCGGAGAACAGACGGACGGACAUGCCUCCGCCUCUUCCUCCUGCGGCUGCGGCCCCGCGCAGCCGGCCUAUCCGUCCACUGACGGGGACACCUUCUGCUUCGAGGGAAACAAAUAACAGGAAUACGGAAAACGAGCGGCCUACAGUAGCGUCGAUGGAAUUCGAUAGCCUGUUCGUUCCCGCAGAUGAUGAUAGACAGUGGGAUGUACCCAAUGAUGAAGAAGAAGCGGAAGAUAUGCUCGGAUGGGAUGCAACAGCGGAUCAGGAGACGUUUAGCGCGAGCCUCGGGCGGUUGCAAGAUAACGAGUCUCAUACCUUGCGCAGAGAUGAGCCAGUUGAGCAGGAGCAGGAUGAUAUGGGAAUUCCACCCACGCAGCGCAUGUCCCAGCUCCAUGGUCUCGGUCUCUUCGAUUGA
Aspergillus glaucus CBS 516.65 is the source of this 1401-nucleotide messenger RNA. RefSeq names its product putative DNA repair protein rad9. The transcript has 6 exons. The record is from RefSeq and is a predicted model, not a curated record. Gene Ontology annotation, cellular component: checkpoint clamp complex. Lineage: Eukaryota; Fungi; Ascomycota; Eurotiomycetes; Eurotiales; Aspergillaceae. The coding region runs from base 1 to 1401 and encodes 466 amino acids. Gene Ontology annotation, biological process: cellular response to ionizing radiation; mitotic intra-S DNA damage checkpoint signaling; DNA repair.